GUGUGGGGGCUCGGCGCUCCGAGACUUGUUGCAGUUAGAAAGUGUCACUGUAAAGCGAUCAUAUUUGUUUAUGCUGGUGAUUGAAAUGGAUAUUUUACGAGACGAUGAGGUGCAUGAGCUCAAAUACAAACCCGGGGGUCGCUUGGACAUGAGCCACGGCUUCCUGCACCACAUACGGAGGAACCAGAUUGCGAGAGAUGACUACGACAAGGAGGUGAAGCAAGCCAAAGAGCUCCAGCGGCGGAGACACACUACAACCCCAAGACGCCCUCGUCGCCCUGACAUCCAAGUAUACCAUCCUCGAAGAAGAUAUGGAUCAGAGCCAGGAGCCGGUGCUGAGACCGAGGAGUGGAACGAGAGCGGGUCGAGCACAGAGACAGAGACCCACGGGACCGAGCUCUUCUGGCUUGACUACCAGGCCGACUCUGGUACCAUCACCUCCUUCAUUGUCCACAAGGAGGAUAAGCCAGAGAAGGUGGUGCAGCGUGUUGCAGAGAAGAACUUCCUGGACUCGGCCAUGAGGGCAGCGCUACAGGCCCGCAUUCAAAAGGAAAUGGACAAACGGCGAGACAAACGCUGAGUCAUGCUUUAGAAAGGAGGAUCAUGUUGACAGAGGAGCGAGAAGGGGAGGCCUGUGGAGCAAAACAUGGCUUAAUGUUUUGUGUUCCUGAUAAUCAUUGACAGUAUUGACAAUGUUAAAGUAAUACUGUGGUCCGGCAUCCGUACAGUGAGCAUCAUUGGAAAUCUACAUUGAUAUCCAAUAAUCAAGACGACUUGACAGUCCUCAUGUUUACCACAAUACUCUGGACUGUUACCUCAGAGCCUGAGCCGCUUCAUUAGGGACACACUGUACACCUCUGAGCUGAAUGGGCCUAUAAACAUUUGUUGGACCUCUCUAAACGACAGGUUGGGCGAAUGUAGAUGUUUGUUUGUUUGUUUUUUAAAUAUAUGUGUAAGUACAGUUCAGAAAUGUCUAGAUACUCUUUCACAGAGCGCAGUUAACCCUCCUAAACCAUGGAACGCGUGCUGUGUGUUUACAAACAUCCACGUUUUUAUAGAUAGGAUGUAAAGUUUUUGUUAAAGUGCUGUGAAUGGAACAUCAACCCAUCUACAUACUGUUACACUAAAAAAUGUGAGAGUUUAAUUUUCUGUCAUUCAGAAUUACAUUUAAUUUCAUUUAUCAUGUCAUAUUUUUUAAGAGCACAUGGAGUUCUGUGGAUGUAGCCGUUAUUGUUCCUGUGACAACUGUGUUUCAUGGCAUCCUACGUUUUAAUUUAUUUUAGGCUUUUGAGAGAGCUUUAUUUUUGAUACUGUAAUAUUUUUGGGGACAUAUGUCCUUUUGUCUCAGUACACAUAAAAGCCAUAUAUUACUUUCUAAAGAUGCUUGGGUCUGUGCAUAACGAAUUCAAUUGCCUUCAUCAGUGUUUGUUUGAGUUUUUUGGAUUACUGGAGAAACACAAAUUUGUGGAAAAUUUGAGGUCAGCAUUUAGUUGAGUCUGUUAUGACAAAGAAUGAGCAAAGUCAUCCUGUUUACGUGGACUUGUGAGGAAAUGUCAGUUAUUAAGCAGCUGAUACUAAGUCAUACAUUAAUCGUAAUGAAAUGAAGCAACACUCAUGUUAGUAGUGCUUAAAGUACCUUUCAGCAGGUGGCAGUAUAAAUCUGUAUUCUGUCUCCAGGGAAAUCCCAAACUAUUUGCCUCCUGCUCCUAACUUUACUCCGAGUGUGCUGACCUCUGUUUGUAAAAACACUCAAAUUAACACACAAUUACAAUGCAACCUGCAGUAUAAGCAAUACUCUACAACACUAACUGAAGCAUGUUUUUGAUUCUAGGUGCACUGCUGACCGGUUCAUUUUAAUUUCGCCAAUAAAUAAACCAGACACAGUUAUUCCCAUACA
Molecule: messenger RNA, 1897 nt
Organism: Myripristis murdjan (pinecone soldierfish)
Lineage: Eukaryota; Metazoa; Chordata; Actinopteri; Holocentriformes; Holocentridae
Gene: c9h2orf68
Product: chromosome 9 C2orf68 homolog
Exons: 4
Coding region: 71-580 (169 amino acids)
Source: RefSeq, a predicted model, not a curated record